Molecule: messenger RNA, 993 nt
Organism: Cantharellus anzutake
Lineage: Eukaryota; Fungi; Basidiomycota; Agaricomycetes; Cantharellales; Hydnaceae
Exons: 3
Coding region: 1-993 (330 amino acids)
Source: RefSeq, a predicted model, not a curated record
AUGGAACAAUACAUUAAGUUUUCUAGCAUUUACUACCAAUUUUCAGUUCAGCGUUUGCCUGCAUGCCCCCUCACUGUCCAUGCACUUCUUCAUAUCCCAUACAACAUUCGAAACAAUGGGCCACCAUGUAACAAUUGGACCUUUAUCAUGGAGCAUUGGUGUGGCUCGCUUUUACCCAGCAUCAAGUCUCAAAAGCAACCUUUUAUAUGUCUCACACUAAGGCAGUAUCACACAGCACAGUUAUUUGAGGUUGUAAACCACUACAAUGUAACUCAGCUGAUGCCACUGAGACAUGACAUGAAUGUCCCUUCAUGGCAUGAGAAACUAUUUUUGAAGUCAGCUUGUGCACUAUCUUAUCUCUUUUUUUUACGCAGGGCUGUCGAACAGAAACAUAUUCCUGACAUGACCAUUCAAAAGAAAAUCGCUAAACACAUGAAGACCUCUUUCGGUGGCUCGAUCGGAGCCUGGUUGGACAUCCUCCCACAAAUAAUGGAACACUGGGCAAAAGUUCACAUUGGAAAUGGGGGUGAUCUUAUUCAAGGGAGCAUUGCACAGAUGAGCAGCAAGCAGGGUCUCCACAAUGCAUCUUUUGUCCAUUAUGAGCUAAACACCGACUCAAAUGCCCACUGUCCACAAGCCAAAGAAGAUUUUGUCCGUACCAUCUACUAUGGGCAUCUUGAGUAUAUCCUUCAGUGCACCCUCCCACCAAACCCAAUAUCCAAAAAUACCAAGCCUGAAACCGUUCUUUUAGGCAUCUUGACCACUUGCAACACUCAGCAAUGCGAUGCGACACUGAGGCUGACUUAUUUCAAGACCAUGAUGUUGUACAUCGAAAUUGUGGACUUAGCUGCAAUCUGCACAGUCAUUGGGCGCAUUCAAACUGGUACCACAGAUCCUUGGUGGGCGAUAGUUGAUCAAAGUGGUUCCUGGGCUCACACCGUCUUUACAGAUGACUUGCUAACUGCAGAUGCAGUCCAGCAAGUUGACCUUUAA